UCACUUUCGGUGUUGCUUUUUUUCCGUGCCAUUCGCUAUCAAUUUGCACCGUGCCGUGGUUCCGUACUAAACGCAAAAUAGGGACCGGUUUAUGGGUAAUACAGUAAAAGAAAAUAAGUAAAACUUAUUUAGAAGUGGUUAAAGCCGCUUCAAUCGGCUUCAGCUGAUCGAAAUCUCGCCCCAGAUUAAUGUGUUAAUGCGGAAUUUGGAACAACCCGUCCCGGGGCGACUCCACAGCGCGCGUGUAGUGUCUUCAAGAUUGUGCCAAACAAGACCACAGCGAAGUACACUUUAUCUCUUAUCAGCAGUGUACUUGAGCGUCCAGCGAAAAACAUAAAACGAUACACCUGGUUGAUUUGUAGUACAAACUUUGCCCCAAAACCGUAGUUCUUUCGUGUACGCAACAGUGUACGCAUCGGACAUAAACGGUUACGGAAGGACUGGUUCUAUUUACGCUACAAUAGUGUCCAAAUUGGAUGAUACAGCAGGUUUACAGAAACCGGUUUUUAACCCAGCAACGGAACAGAAGAGUGCAAAAUGUUUGCGAGACGAAUUCUUUGUCAAACAAACAGGAGACAUUUAUUACAAUCACCAUGCUGUAGAGUGAUUUCUGCCGCGGAUGGCAAUGUAACAAAUGACCCGCAAGGGCAGGUAUGGAUGCAGAAAGCAUUAUUACACCACCGGCAGCAUCAAUCAGGCGGUAAAGGACCAACAGAUAGCCUGUCAACGUUAUCUGCGACAGCCGUCAUCUUGGGUGGAUCAUUGUUGACAUAUUUGAUAACGGAAAAGAUAAAGAAAGACACGGCACAUGUGUACGCGAAGGAAGAUUCGCUCGAGACGAUACGCAAAGCGCACGAUACGGUGCGGAAAGAUCUGCCCGAAUACACGAUGGAUGAGAUCGUGAAGCAUAAUGCACCGUCCGCCGGUAUUUGGGUGACGUACGGUGUCGGUGUGUACGACAUAACGUCCUUCGUACCGCAACACCCAGGCAGCGACAAGGUCAUGCUUGCGGCCGGCGGUGCUAUCGAUCCGUUUUGGCACAUCUUCCAGCAGCACAACACGGCCGAGGUGCUAUCGCUGCUGGAAACGUUCCGCAUAGGGAAUUUGCGCCCGGACGAUGUGGUGGGCACGAAAGAUCUGCACGAUCCCUGGUCGGCGGAACCGAAGCGCCAUCCGAUUCUGAAACCGGCCACGCUGAAACCGUUCAAUGCAGAACCACCGGCAUCGGUUCUUGUGGACGCUUUCCUGACGCCGAAUGAAUUUUUCUACGUACGAAACCAUCUGCCCGUGCCGGAAGUGGACAUAAAGGCGUACGAGCUUGAGAUGGAGAACGAAAAGACGGGCAAAAGCAAAACGAUCCGGUUUGCCGAUCUGCUCAAAUACCCGAAGCACACCGUCACGGCCACGAUCAUGUGCGGUGGCAAUCGGCGCGGUGAAAUGAUGGAAGUUAAACCCAUCAAGGGACUGCCGUGGGGUGCAUCGGCCGUGGGUAAUGCCGAAUGGACCGGUGCCCGGCUGUGCGAUGUGUUGCGCGAUAUGGGUGUCCGGCCGGGUGAUGAAGCAGGUCACGUCCAGUUCGAAGGACUCGAUACCGAUCCGACCAGCACACCGUACGGUGCAUCGAUACCGCUGGCGAAAGCAAUGGACCCGCGGGGUGAUGUGAUUUUGGCGUACGAAAUGAAUGGUCAACCGCUGAACCGCGACCAUGGCUAUCCGGUGCGCGUGAUCGUACCGGGUGUGGUGGGAUCGAGGAAUGUGAAAUGGUUGGGUAAGAUUGUCGUGUCCCGCAACGAAAGUUCCUCCCACUGGCAGCAAAACGAUUACAAAUCGUUCAGUCCCAGCACGGAUUGGGAUACGGUCGAUUUUAAGAGUGCUCCCGCUAUCCAAAACAUGCCAAUUACUUCCGCCAUCUGUACACCGGCCAGUGGGGAAACGGUGCCAGUUGAGGAUGGGUACGUGACGGUGAAAGGGUACGCCUGGUCUGGCGGUGGUUCCGAGAUCGUGCGUGUCGAUCUGACCGCGGACGGUGGUAAAACGUGGAUCGUUGCAAAGCUGGACGAAAGCGAACAGGGUACGGGCCCGGGACGACACUGGUCGUGGUCGCUAUGGUCGGCAAAGGUUCCGAUUAAGCCGGGCCAGAAAGGACCGAUCGAGAUUGUGUCGAAAGCGGUCGACAGUAAUUACAACACCCAGCCGGAAUCGUUUGCCAACAUCUGGAAUCUGCGGGGUGUGGUUGGCAAUGCGUACAGCCGAGUGAAAGUUAACACGAAAUAACACUGCCCCAUGUUGCUCCUGUUGAUAGGGAAUCUGCUGAUAAGAAUUGAAAGGGAAUUAGCUAGAACUGUGACAACUCUGACACGAUCUGGUCUCAUUCAUACCGAUGAUUGUUUUUUUUUUGUAGAACAGAUAGAGGGUAAAUAGAAUUAUUCAAGGUGUUAAAACCAGAUUGGCGUCAUUUGAUUAUGGUGAGAUUUUGUAAAAUGAUUCUUAUCACCUUACCUAGUAAGUGUCGUAAGGAAGAACACAGCGGAGCUGUACGAACAAUUUGUAUGUUAAACUUAUUUUUUUCUUUUUCGUUGGUAAUAAAUGAAAAGUUAUGAUAAUAUAUAAAAAA
Molecule: messenger RNA, 2614 nt
Organism: Anopheles funestus (African malaria mosquito)
Lineage: Eukaryota; Metazoa; Arthropoda; Insecta; Diptera; Culicidae
Gene: shop
Product: sulfite oxidase
Exons: 5
Coding region: 538-2274 (578 amino acids)
Cellular component (GO): mitochondrion
Molecular function (GO): molybdenum ion binding; oxidoreductase activity
Source: RefSeq, a predicted model, not a curated record